Messenger RNA from Rotaria sp. Silwood2, 579 nucleotides. NCBI's taxonomy places the organism in Eukaryota, Metazoa, Rotifera, Eurotatoria, Philodinida, Philodinidae. The record is from the annotation of a GenBank genome assembly.
AUGGGACUUAAAUUAGGUCUUACAAACAGUGGUAAUCAAGCCUUGACUAGUAUGCUUAUACGGGAAAAAAAUGAUGAACACCUUGCUAAUUUUAUUGGUGAGUCUGCAAAUGAUCCAAAAAUCCAAAACGACAUCUCCAAUCUUAUUGUGAUGGGUGAAAUUAAACGAAUUGCUCUUGUUGCUCAUGAUAAUAAGAAGACAGAAUUGAUUGAAUGCCUCCGAUCACAUCGUGAUGUACUUGCUAAACAUAAAUUGUAUGGUACUGGUACAACUGGAUCAUUAGUAGAAAAAGAACUUAAAAUACCUGUAACUAAAUUUGAAAGUGGUCCAAAAGGUGGUGAUCAGCAAUUAGGUGCGAAAAUUACUGCACGAGAACUUGAUAUUCUCAUUUUUUUUAUUGAUCCUUUGGAUUCUCAUCCUCAUGCCUCCGAUGUACAAGCACUUCUUCGUUUAACUCAAGUUUAUGGUAUUGUCUGUGCUACAACUGCUGCUACCGUCGAUUUCAUACUUAGCUCAGCAAAGAUGGAUGAACCGCAUGUACGAAAAAUACAAACAGGCCAAACUUCGAAACCAAAAUAA